AUGCGUGCCUUUAUUGUCUUGUGUUUGGUGGCUGCUGCCUGUGCCCAAUAUAACUAUAAAGUGGGAGGAGGAGUUGGUGGUGGCUUUGGUGGCGCCGUAGGAGGAGGAGUUGGCGGAGGUUUUGGUGGCUCUUCAUCAUUUGGUUCAGGUGCUUCGUUUGGCGGUUCUGGAUCUGGCGCAUCAUUCGGUGGUUCCGUUGGUUCAGUUGGCUCAUUUGGCUCUGGUGGAUCUUCUUUCGCUGCCUCGGGUCCAGCAUUCGGUGGUGCCGAUGGUGCUGUUGGUGCCUCUGCCUACCAGGCUCCAGCCCAAAGUGUUUUAGAAAAGGAAUUCUACACCUUCACUGCCGAUGAACAAGAUUUCAAUGAGCCCGCUGCCACCAAUCCCAUCUCCAACAACUUUAAGCAAGGUCUUCGCGUCAUCUUCAUUAAGGGUCCCGAAAAUCAAGGCUUGGAAAAUGCCGCCCUCUCUCUGGCCAAGAAUGCCAACGAACAGAAGACUGUGAUCUAUGUCCUCAACAAGCAAGCCGAUCUUUCUGGUUUGGCCAACAAACUGAGCACCGAAAACAGCAACGUCAACGCCAAGCCCGAAGUCCACUUUGUCAAAUAUCGCACCCCCGAAGAUGCUGCCAAUGCCCAAAGAGCCAUUCAAGCUCAAUAUGAUUCUUUGGGUGGCAAAACUCAACACUUUGAUGGUGGUGUUGCCUCAUCUCUCAAUUUCGCCUCCAGUGGUUCUGCUGGUGCUGGCCACCAAGGAUCUUUCGCUUCAGGAGGUCAUGGCUCAAGCGGCUUCGGUUCCACUGGUGGAUUCGGUUCCAGUGGUGGUUUCGGCUCCAGUGGCUCCUUCGGUGGUUCAAGCGGAUCUUUCGGUGCUGCCACUAGUGCAUCAUAUCUCCCAGCUAAUCUUCAUCGCCGCACUUAA
Stomoxys calcitrans (stable fly) is the source of this 918-nucleotide messenger RNA. Its product is annotated as keratin, type I cytoskeletal 9-like. Bases 1 to 918 code for a protein of 305 amino acids. NCBI's taxonomy places the organism in Eukaryota, Metazoa, Arthropoda, Insecta, Diptera, Muscidae. The record is from RefSeq and is a predicted model, not a curated record. The transcript has a single exon.